Parnassius apollo (apollo) is the source of this 300-nucleotide messenger RNA. Lineage: Eukaryota; Metazoa; Arthropoda; Insecta; Lepidoptera; Papilionidae. The record is from the annotation of a GenBank genome assembly.
AUGGAGCCGCUAAGCGAGAACGGCCUCUGCCUCUCAGAACUGGAGUUGCACGGAGGUGGCCACCUACACGAGUCGGUGGCCGCGUCCGUGGGUUCCGCUAUCUCAAGUCUGAUGGCACCCUUACACCAUGAGCCCCAGCACACGCCCCUGCAUCACGCUCCGCCGUUGCACCAUGAACCGCUUGAGAAGCUUAAACUCGUCACGGACUAUCAGGAUGAAGAGCGUAACGGGAUGUGGGCCGCGCAAUAUCAUUGCACUGUAUACAAAAUUAGUGAUCAUUCACCUCCCAACCCUCGGUGA